CCCCAAUCAACCAGGUAACGUGGCUCAAGAACGGCGCUGUCCUACGUCCCGGGGCGAGGGUAAGGAUGCCUGAUGGACGUGGGCGUGUGUUGAAGAUCGAAGGCGUGGGUAAGGGGCGCGUGUACCAGUGCCGGGCAGAGGGUCACCACGACUCAGCUCUUGGGACCUCUGUGUUGACGCUGGGAGACACCUUACCUGUGCUCAAGUACCAGUUCAUCGAGCAGACCUUACAGCCUGGGCCUUCUGUGAGCCUCAAGUGUAUAGCAUCAGGUAGUCCCACGCCCUCUGUUAGCUGGACUCUGGAUGGCUUCCCCGUCAAACAUUCGGACAGGUUGAUGUUAGACAGUACGUCAGUGUAGAUGGUGACGUCAUCUCACGCGUCAAUGUUACCAACGUGGCGGCAGUGGAUUUGGAGGCCUUUAUCGCUGCACUGCUACCAACGCCGUGGGUAAUGUUGACCAUGCCGCCCGCCUCAACGUCUACGGUGUGCCGGUGGUUCGACCAAUGGGAGACAUCAGCGCCGUGGCCGGGGAGAGGCUAGUACUCACCUGUCCUGUGGGAGGCUACCCCAUACACUCUCGUACCUGGUUCAAAGAAGGCGCCCAGCUACCAGUGAGUCGUCGUCAGGUAGUACACCCAAACGGCUCCUUGGUGAUAGAUAAUGUACAGAGGGUCACUGAUGCUGGCACCUACUCCUGUACGGCUUCUGCCAGGCACGGUGACAAGAGUACGCAGGCCGUGCAAGUGAAGGUUCUAGUGCCACCCAGGAUAGGACCUUUUACCUUCCGGGAGAACGCAGCCGCCGGCAUCCGUGUUUCGGUGAGUUGCAGUCUCGAGCAGGGCGACUUACCAGUCACUAUCCGCUGGCUAAAAGACGGCGAGUUGCUCACCUCUGACCCCCAGGGCGCCCUCGACCCCCACAGGCAGGGGUCACUGGCUCGCCUGGGUCUGAAGGUCCGCUUCCUGGAUGCCUACUCGAGCCAGCUGGUGAUCCCCAACCUGAGCGCCGCCCACGCUGGCAACUACACCUGCCAGGCGACCAAUGCCGCCCGCACCGUCACCUACACCGCCCCUCUCACAGUCAGCGUUCCUCCACGCUGGGUGUCGGAGCCGGAGGACCAGAGUGUGCCCAGGGGAGGAAACGCCCUUAUACACUGUCAGACAGAGGGCUUCCCACCACCCAAAGUCCUCUGGAGGAAGGCCCACGGUACCUCUCCUGGGGUCUACCGUGACCUCCUGGGUACAAGCGGCGUCCAACAGCUAACCAACGGCUCGCUACUCUUGUCCCAGGUGACCAAGGACUCCGAGGGACGUUACCUGUGUGAAGCGACCAACGGUAUAGGCGCAGGACUCAGCAAGGUCGUCCAGUUGUCUGUGAAUGCUCCCCCGCGGUUCAGUCUCCAGGGCACGAACGUCAGUGUGGGCACGGGAAGUCUUGCUAUGUUGAGGUGCCCCGUGACAGGUGACCAGCCCAUGAAACUUUCCUGGCAUAAAGACGGCAGGCUUGUCAUGCCCUCCGAGUCCUACAGGCACGAACUGAGAGAGAGCACGUCGGGAGGUGUGGGGCGGAGGGCGUGUGUGGGGAGGAAGAGCGGGUGUUGGAGUUGGUAGUGACGGGCGUGACACGAGAUGACGGAUGACAGUACGUAUGCACGGCUGAGAACGCCCACGGUCACGCCUCCACCACGGUCACCCUC
Molecule: messenger RNA, 1697 nt
Organism: Homarus americanus (American lobster)
Lineage: Eukaryota; Metazoa; Arthropoda; Malacostraca; Decapoda; Nephropidae
Product: Down syndrome cell adhesion molecule-like protein Dscam2
Exons: 10
Coding region: 505-1611 (368 amino acids)
Biological process (GO): dendrite self-avoidance; axon guidance; homophilic cell-cell adhesion
Cellular component (GO): plasma membrane; axon
Molecular function (GO): cell-cell adhesion mediator activity
Source: RefSeq, a predicted model, not a curated record